AUGUUCUCGCAGUCACGAGCCAAACCAAAGAAAAAAGAAUUAGAGCCUUUGAAGUCCGUAAUUAUUCAACCAACUGCAAAUCAUUCGGCUAGUGUUAUUUUCCUUCAUGCACCAGAAAUCCCAGUUAGUCUGCUGAAAUCAGUUGAUCAAAUUAAAAAAAUCGUUCAGUCAGAAAUAAAUUCCGGUAUCUCGGCAGAAAAAAUUAUGGUGGUAGGUCAUUCCCAAGGAGCCUCAGUAGCCUUAGCAGUUGGUUUAACUUCCGAUUAUCGUUUAGCAGGGAUUAUUGGGUUAA
Messenger RNA from Ambispora gerdemannii, 292 nucleotides. NCBI's taxonomy places the organism in Eukaryota, Fungi, Glomeromycota, Glomeromycetes, Archaeosporales, Ambisporaceae. The record is from the annotation of a GenBank genome assembly.